CCACUCCAGUAUUCUUGCCUGGAGAAUCUCAUGGACGGAGGAGCCUGGUAGGCUGCAGUCCAUGGGGUCGCUAACGGUCGGACAUGACUGAGCGACUUCACUUUCACUUUUCACUUUCCUGCAUUGGAGAAGGAAAUGGCAACCCACUCCAGUGUUCUUGCCUGGAGAAUCCCAGGGACGGCAGAGCCUGGUGGGCUGCUUUCUAUGGGGUUGCACAGAGUCGGACAUGACUGAAGUGACUUAGCAGCAGCAGCAGCAGAUAUGCAGAUGAUACCAUUCUAAUGGCAGAAAGUGAAGAGGAACUAAAGAGCUUCUUGAUGAGGGUGAAAGAGGAGAAUGAAAAAAGCUGGCUUAAAGCUCACCAUUCAGAAAACUAAGAUCAUGGCAUCUGAUCCUACCGCUUCAUGGCAAGUAGAAGGGGAAAAAGUGGCAACAGUGACAGAUUUGAUUUUCUUAGGCUCCAAAAUCACUGCAAACAGUGACUGCAGCCAUGACACUAAAAGGUGUUUACUUGGAAGGAAAGCUUUGCUAACGAAGGUCCGUCUAGUCAAAGCUGUGGUUUUCCCAGUAGUCAUGUAUGGCUGUGAGAGUUGGACCAUAAAGAAAGCUGAGCACCAAAAAAUUGAUAAUUUUGAAUUGUGGUGCUGGAGCAGACUCUUGAGAGUCCCUUGGACUGCAUGGAGAUCAAACUAGUCAAUCCUAAAGAAAAUCAAUCCUGAAUAUUCACUGGAAGGACUGAUGUAGAAGCUCCGAUACUUUGGCCACUUGAAGCAAAAAGCCGACUCAUUAGAAAAGAUCCUGAUGCUGAGAAAGAUUGAAGAUAUGGUACUGGACAACAUGAUUGCCUCUGGCCAGUUGGACGAGUCCAUCAGAGAGAAUGUCAGAGAAGCCCUUCUAAAAAGGCAUCACCAUCAGAAUGAGAAGAGGUUCACCAGCCGGAUCCCCCUAGUUCGAUCUUUUGCAGACAUAGGGGAAGGCCUCUCAGCCUCCCGCCACUCUUUGCGAACAGGUCUGUCUGCCUCAAACCUUUCCUUGAGAGGAGAAUCACCUUUGUCUCUUCUUGUCAGUCAUCUUCUUCCUUCUUCAAGAGCCGGGACCCCUGCGGGCUCGAGGUGCGCAAGCCCCGCGCCCACCCCUCAGAGCAGCCCUCCUUCCAGCCCUAGCCUCAGCCGCCUCCACGCCAGACCUUCCCGGCCGAGGCAGCCUCAGGCCCCAGAGCUCCUGGUGUCCGCUGCCAGUGCCGAUAUUCCCACAGUAGUAAUCCAUCCGCCCGAGGAAGACGUAGAAGCGCUGCAAGGCCAGGAGCAGAAGAGUGAGGAGAAUGUUGACGUGACUGCAGGUAUUUUGGCCUCUCCACAGUCUGCACCGGGAAACUUGGACAAUAGUAAAAGUGGAGAAAUUAAAGGUAAUGGAAGUGGAGGAAGCAGAGAAAAUAGUACUGUUGACUUCAGCAAGGUUGAUAUGAAUUUCAUGAGAAAAAUUCCUUCAGGAGCUGAGGCAUCCAAUGUUCUGGUGGGAGAGGUGGAUUUUUUAGAAAGACCUAUAAUUGCAUUUGUGAGACUGGCUCCCGCUGUUCUUCUCUCAGGGCUAACCGAAGUCCCCGUCCCUACAAGGUUUUUGUUUCUGUUACUGGGGCCUGCAGGCAAGGCGCCACAGUAUCACGAAAUUGGAAGAUCAAUAGCCACCCUCAUGACAGAUGAGAUUUUUCAUGAUGUAGCUUAUAAAGCAAAAGACAGAAAUGACCUCUUAUCUGGAAUUGAUGAAUUUUUAGAUCAAGUGACCGUCCUACCUCCAGGAGAGUGGGACCCUUCCAUACGCAUAGAGCCACCAAAGAGUGUUCCAUCUCAGGAAAAGAGAAAGAUUCCUGUAUUUCCCAAUGGAUCUGCCCCCAGCUCGGGUGACACCCCGAAGGAGGCAGCGCACCACGCGGGGCCCGAGCUCCAGAGGACUGGACGGCUUUUUGGUGGUUUGAUACUUGACAUCAAAAGGAAAGCACCUUUUUUCUUGAGUGACUUCAAGGAUGCAUUAAGUCUGCAGUGCCUGGCCUCGAUUCUUUUCCUAUACUGUGCCUGUAUGUCUCCUGUAAUCACUUUUGGAGGGCUGCUUGGAGAAGCUACAGAAGGCAGAAUAAGUGCAAUAGAGUCUCUUUUUGGAGCAUCAUUAACUGGGAUUGCCUACUCGUUGUUUGCUGGGCAACCUCUCACAAUAUUGGGGAGCACAGGUCCAGUUUUAGUGUUUGAAAAAAUUUUAUUUAAAUUCUGCAGAGAUUACCACCUUUCCUAUCUGUCUCUGAGAACCAGUAUUGGUCUGUGGACCUCUUUCUUGUGCAUUGUUUUGGUUGCAACAGAUGCAAGCAGCCUGGUGUGCUACAUCACGCGGUUCACCGAGGAGGCUUUUGCAGCUCUCAUCUGCAUCAUAUUCAUCUACGAGGCUUUGGAGAAGCUUUUCCAUUUAGGAGAAACAUAUGCAUUUAAUAUGCACAACAAUUUGGAGGAACUGACCAGCUACUCAUGUGUGUGUGUUGAGCCUUCUAACCCUGGCAAUGAAACUCUGAAGAUGUGGGAGGAACAGAAUGUGACAGCCCGCGACAUUCCCUGGGGGAACCUCACUGUGUCUGAAUGUAAAAUCUACCAUGGUACAUUUGUAGGAUCAGCUUGUAGUCUCCAUGGACCUUAUAUUCCAGAUGUGCUCUUUUGGUCUGUCAUCUUAUUUUUCACAACAUUUUUUCUGUCUUCAUUCCUCAAGCAAUUUAAGACCAAGCGCUAUUUUCCUACCAAGGUGCGCUCGACAAUCAGUGACUUUGCUGUAUUUCUCACCAUAGUAAUAAUGGUUGUAAUUGACUACCUUGUAGGAGUUCCAUCUCCUAAACUUCAUGUUCCUGAAAAAUUCGAGCCUACUGAUAAAAAUAGGGGCUGGAUCAUAAGCCCGCUGGGAGAGAACCCUUGGUGGACCUUGUUAAUUGCGGCCAUUCCGGCUCUGCUAUGCACCAUUCUCAUCUUCAUGGAUCAGCAGAUCACGGCGGUGAUCAUCAACAGAAAGGAGCACAAGUUGAAGAAAGGAGCUGGCUACCACCUUGACCUGCUCGUGGUUGGUGUCAUGCUGGGAGUGUGCUCUGUCAUGGGACUUCCAUGGUUUGUGGCUGCAACGGUGUUGUCAAUAAGUCAUGUCAACAGCCUAAAAGUGGAAUCUGAAUGCUCUGCUCCUGGGGAGCAACCCAAGUUUUUGGGCAUUCGUGAACAGCGGGUGACAGGGCUAAUGAUUUUUAUUCUAAUGGGCCUGUCUGUGUUCAUGACUUCAGUACUAAAGUUCAUUCCAAUGCCUGUUCUAUAUGGCGUUUUCCUUUAUAUGGGAGUUUCCUCAUUAAAAGGAAUCCAGUUCUUUGACCGUAUUAAGCUGUUUGGCAUGCCGGCCAAGCACCAGCCCGACCUGAUCUACCUGCGUUACGUGCCGCUCUGGAAGGUGCACGUCUUCACCGUCGUCCAGCUCACCUGCCUGGUCCUCCUGUGGGUGAUAAAAGCCUCCGCUGCUGCAGUCGUUUUCCCCAUGAUGGUUCUUGCAUUAGUCUUUGUUCGCAAACUCAUGGAUCUAUGUUUCACAAAGAGAGAGCUUAGUUGGCUUGAUGAUCUCAUGCCAGAAAGUAAGAAAAAGAAAGAAGACGACAAAAAGAAAAAAGAGAAAGAGGAAGCUGAGCGAAUGCUCCAAGCUGGUGAAGACACUGUGCAUCUUCCAUUUGAAGGGGGAAGCCUCCUGCAGAUUCCAAUGAAGGCGCUAAAAUACAGUGUUGAUCCCUCAGUUGUUAACAUAUCAGAUGAAAUGGCCAAAACUGCACAGUGGAAGGCACUGUCCAUGAACACUGAGAAUGCCAAAGUACCCAGACCUAACACGAGCCCUGAAAAACCUGUAAGUGUGAAAAUAAAUUUUGAAGAUGAACCAAGAAAGAAAUACCUGGAUGCUGAAACUUCAUUAUAGAUUUGAACCAAGAGGAAUUAUAUAUAUAGAUAGAUUAGAUACAUAUACAUAUAUGUGUGUAUGUAUGUAUAAUGUGUGUGUUUCGUGUCACUAUAUAUAACAAUAUUGUAUGUCAUGCCCCUUAUGCGUGACUAACUGGGGUUUUUUUCUGAAGUAAUGUCUGAAGUUUGUUAGGAGCACCAUGGAGACUGUGUUUAUAAUGAAAUGGUCUCUUGGAAGUGAGGUACAUGGUUCUUAAUCAAAUAUUUAUUUUUCUGUUGGAAGUUUUUUUUCUGUUCUGCAGUAGAAAAAUGUGGGAAAAUGCAUUGUCUUUUCUUUUAAAAAAAUAAUCUUUAAAUCUAUUUAAAUCAGUGGCAGAUCCUACCAACCUUAAGUGAUAUGUGUUUUGUCCAUACUUUUACAUUUUUUCCUUGAGCUGCUAGGACUAGGUUUCCAUUCUGAUAAACAGGUAAAAUUGCAAGUGAUUUUAUAAUUUAACCCUCGUUCCAGUCAUUAGUUAAUGAAUUUUAAAAGCUAUAAAAUACCAGUUUAAACUAGUUAAACUCUGUUGCCUUUAUAGAAUAUUUUUCUGAAUCCUAAUACCCUUUUAGAGCCCCAUAUGCCCACUCUGUUCUCUACCUUUGCUGUCUUUUAUGUAAAAUGUGGUUUAGUUUGUAUCAGGCUCAAGUUCUUGAUUAUUUUUCUGUAAGUAUGAUUAAAUAAUCAGGAGUCAGAAUUCUCUUAAGUGGGUUAAUGAUCAGUAUUACUUUAUUAAGAAUUACCUUUCAUUUUCUCUUUACGUUGUUCUUUCUGUUGUAUAGGUAAUAUUUAAUAGAUUGUUAUCUGUGAUUUCAUUUUAAGAUAUUUAAUUUAUUUUAAUUGAUAUGAUGCUUAAAUGUUACAUAAACAUUUGAAAAGAUGACACAUAUAGAGUAAAUUUAAUGUAGAUAGUUGGUGCUCACUUGCAUUUAUGGUUUAUUAUCUGAAAGCAGUUGAUAGAUUUUACAUCUUUGAUAUAAAGCACUGCCAUAUUUGUAUUUUAAGAGAAAUUUAGACUUACUAUGUAUAUAGCUCAGAUUGAUGACAUUCUUCCUGGUUUGUGUUUGUGUGUUUUAUUUAGAUUUUGAUUUUCUGAGCUGUCUUUUUAACUUCUGGCAAAUCUUUUUAGUCAUCUUUUAUAUACUUUUUAGCUCCAUAUGAAAUAAAUGUUGUUCUUGUUAAGCCUGUAGGACUGGAUGAAUGGGGUUGUGAAACUGAUUUGGCAAAAGGAUGAUUUCUAAAAACCAAACAAGUAUUGAGAAGCCACUGAAAUACUGAAAGUAAUAACAGGAAUGUUAGGAUGAAAAUUUCAAUGAAAUUCCAAUGCUCUCUUUAAUCAGUUCUAAUCAAAGUACAAAAGUAUGAAGAAUUGAUCUUAUAGAAGAGCCUGAGCGAUGCCCAAAGCUGAUGUUUUAGCAAUUCUAGCAAUCCAUUCCAAACUACUUAACAUGAAAUUUCCACAUCUAAGACCAUGUUACCCAAUUCUAGUUAAAAUAAUGGAUUCACGGUCUGCCUCAUGGGAGGCUGGAAAUGUAACUAAUUUCCUUUAGAAAGUGUAGCUUUUGGCACUGCCUGAAGAAGAGAUGCAGUGGUACUUGGUGAGAGAGAGUUACCCAUGGUGCUUGUUACUGUUGUGAGCUUCCAGGGAAGUGAGUCCUUUUUGUUCAUAGCAGCAUAAUCCUUUCCAAAGACCCCAGUAUUCGCUGCUAUAAUUUUGUAACCUGACCUGAUUAACCUGAACAAGACGAUUUCCUCACAUCAUUUCCUUGGGUCUGGACGUCAUAGGGGUAAUAAAAUGUGCUUAUUUUACAGGAAGUAAUUUUAAAAUUUAAACUGAAAACUACUUGGGAUCAUAGUGUUUAUGUGAUUUUGUUUAAUUAUGAAAACUAGCUGUCCAGUGCCAGACAAACCAUGACUUGCAGAAUGCUUUGCACUCCAUGUUUUUACUGUUUUUAAUUGUAAAAUAGUUUCUGCUUUCUUUUGACUACUUGACUUACAAAAUGAUCUGAUAUGACUACUCCACUGAAAAGCAAAGCUAAUUCAUGUUUAAGCAAUAGCUUGUUUUAUGUGGCUAUGAUAUUUUCCCACUGUUUUUGGAAAAUGACCAUCAUGGAUAGCAUUCUUUGAAAGAUAGUGAAAACUAUAAUUUAAUACUUAUAUUGAUUUUUAAAUGCUGCCUUAAACGCAUAUAGAUGAGCAGUAGUGAUUGCUAUGUACUGAUUUACCUCAAGGUGCAAAAGUAUUAAUAAACCUGUGCAUAUUCCACUUAUAAAAUAAAUUCAUAGAAACAGCCCUGCACUUCCUCAGAUGCCUUGGUUUCCAGGACAGAGCUCAGAGCUGCUGAGUACCCGGGCUGCGGGGCCGCUCAGGACAUUCUUUCUUCCACCUGUUUUAUUUAUUAUAGACAUCGUUUACAGAGACUAAUAACCAUCCUCAUGUUGACCAUCUGAAAUUUAGUUUCUUUUGAAUGCUGUUUCACUCUAAAAUUGCAGCUUUGGGGAAGACAAUGAACUCUAGUUACUUCCUUGUGAUAAAAGGAUGAUGCUCUAUAUUCUCUAAUACUAGAUACACAAAGUGAGGUGCAUGAUCUGUCUAAUGGGUGUUGUAUAGUGUGAGUGUGCCUGUGUGCAUGAUAUGGUCAAUCAUAAAUCUCUCAAGUUGUUUUAAAAAGCUGUGGCAUAUCAUUGUUCAUAUUUGCCAAGUCUAUACAAUGUGUAGAACAAUUUUUUAUGUGCUAAUGCAUGUAUUUAUAAAGCAGAUUUCUUUACCACUCAAAAUUACUAACUUUUGUCUUAUUCAUCUAAAAAAACAUUUCUGUUUCUUCCACAUACCCAAAGUUUAUGUAUAUAUGUAAUAGCUUUAUAACCUUUUCCUUUCGCAAAAUGUAGGUUCAAAAUUCUGUAAAAAGAAAAAUGGUUUCUGAAACAGAGGUAUGACACCAGAGCUUGCCGUUUUUAUAGGAUUGUAUCAUGUACAACAGUUAUAUAAAUGUGCUCAACAGUGUAACAUGUGAAUCCUGUUUUAAAAUGCUCAGAUUUCAGAUGUAUAAGCCAUUGAUAUAACAUUGUAAUUCAAAAAUGUUUAAAUUAAAUAAUUUAAUGUUUUAAAUUUAUUUAUGUAGAUCACAUCAUUGUUAUCAUAUGCAAUAGAACUAUGUGAACUGUUUUUUGGUUUAGUCCAGCAACUAUUUAUUUUUUUAGAAAGUUAAAGACUUUAAGGACAUUCAAAAUUUUAAAUAGUGUUCAUAAUUCAGAACUUGGCAAUUUUAAUGUAAAGUUGGUUCUUUUCUAACUUCAAAAAGUAAUGUAAGUGUCAAUAGUUGGAAAUGGAAUCACCUAAAGAUCAUUUUUUAAAUUUAAUUUAAUUAGCAUAUAUUGACUUCUGCAGUUGACUUAGAGUAUUGUUAACAGUUGUUUUUUUAAUCAGAUUUUUGUGCAUUGAUUGAUUUUUGUGUUGUGGUUUUUCUUUUGUUACUUUCAUAUUAAAAGGUUUUUUUUUUGUUUUGUGGGGGGCGUUAUCUUCCAGUGUUUACUCCAUUUAAAUAAAUAGAAAUUGAAUUUUAUUGUUCAUUUAUACAGUAUUUGAUAGCUUCGUAUAAUAAGAACAGUACAGUUCUAAUUUUUAUGACUUUUAUAAUUAUCAAUACAGUGAUAUUUUCUAUUAUAAUAAAAUCCAAAGUAAAUUAAACAUUUAAAAUGUAGAACUGAUAUUUUUAAUCUAUAUGAAGUACAAGUAUCUACCAGUCUAUAAUGUGAAUGAUCCUGCUUUUCAAAUCUGUUUCAUAAUAUUAGAAGAAAACUAUUUUUUUGGAGAUGUUAUUGAAGUUGGAAGAGCAAUAAAAGUCUACUGAAUCAGUCACUGAA
This is a messenger RNA of Dama dama (fallow deer), 7850 nucleotides long. It is a transcript of the gene SLC4A7, whose product is annotated as solute carrier family 4 member 7. Gene Ontology annotation, molecular function: solute:inorganic anion antiporter activity; monoatomic anion transmembrane transporter activity; sodium:bicarbonate symporter activity. Bases 802 to 3969 code for a protein of 1055 amino acids. Lineage: Eukaryota; Metazoa; Chordata; Mammalia; Artiodactyla; Cervidae. The record is from RefSeq and is a predicted model, not a curated record. The transcript has 22 exons. Gene Ontology annotation, cellular component: basolateral plasma membrane; plasma membrane; apical plasma membrane. Gene Ontology annotation, biological process: transmembrane transport; bicarbonate transport; auditory receptor cell development.